CUCUUCUCCUCCUCCUCCUCCUCCGAAGAAGAAGAAGAAGAAGAAGAAGGAGAAGGAGAAGAUCCGAGACCUCUCCUCCGUCUCUCCGUCUCUCUCUCCGUGCGAGAUGAGACAGGUCGCAGAGAGAGGACGUGCCUCCGGCUUCCACGAGCUUCGCCAGGCGCCGAUGAAGACGAACAUUUCCUCGAGAUGCAGCUCUCUGACGAUAGGCGAGCGGAUCUGCGCGGCUUUCAUACCGUUCGUGGCGAUUUUCGAGGUUUUCAUAUUCACAUUGGUCAAUUGCUUCGAGUACCGGCCCCGGCCGCGGCCGCGGCCCAAGGGGUUUCGCUAUGGUUUCAGAGAUCUGGCUCGCCUUGCAGAUGAGACAACAUUCACCGUGAACGAAGUGGAAGCGUUGCAUGAGCUGUUCAAGAAAUUGAGCAGUUCAAUCAUUGAUGACGGUCUAAUCCACAAGGAGGAGCUUCAGUUAGCACUGUUCCAGACUCCAUCAGGAGAGAACCUUUUCCUCGACCGGAUCUUUGAUGUUUUUGAUGAAAAGAAAAAUGGAGUCAUUGAAUUUGAAGAGUUUGUCCAUGCACUCAGUGCCUUUCAUCCCUAUGCUCCAAUGGAAGACAAAAUAGAUUUUGCCUUUAGGUUGUAUGAUCUCAGACAAACAGGGUAUAUUGAACGAGAAGAGGUUAAGCAAAUGGUUAUUGCAAUUUUGAUGGAAUCAGACAUGAGUCUGUCCGAGGACCUCCUUGAGGCUAUUAUCGACAAAACAUUUGCUGAUGCAGAUGCCGACAUGGAUGGUAGGAUCAGCAAAGAUGAAUGGAAGGCUUUUGUGCUACGAAAUCCAGCUCUUCUGAAGAAUAUGACUCUUCCAUACUUAAAGGAUGUCACCACCGUGUUUCCGAGUUUUGUUUUCAAUACUGAAGUCGAAGACUGAAAGCUCUAGUGAUUUAUCAUGGCACUACUGGACACCGCCAUCGUCUCACACGAACAGCCUCAUUUCAGCAGAUAUAUAUAGGUGUGGAUUGUAGACUGCUUUUAAGGUUAGAGCAGAUUCCACUUUGUCAUUUGAUUAUGGGGACUACAGUGCAGCCAUCUACUCAGUGAUCCGAGCAACUGAGGAAAAGAAAGGAACUUAUGAGAAGGCAAAAUGCUUUUUUUGCUCGGAGUAGAGUACGACAUUCGCGGGUAUCUGCUUGAUGUGGGCUGGGCGUUAAAUUACAGAAUGGUGGAAGAAUCUGAAAGAGAAAAGAAAGGGAAAAAACAUAGAAGAAACCUGGAUUCUAGUCAUUCGACCCCUUAUAGAGAAUUUCAUAGCUCGUGCUCCUCGCUCAGGCACGAUCAUCAAUUUUCUAAUGGCGUAUUUAUUCACCAACGAUUUACAAUAGGUUAGUUGUGUACAUAAUUUUCCUCGUCGACUAGGCAUCAGCAGCUUGAAUGUUAUAGUUCGGACCUUCGAGAGAAAGAUCAUGGCACUCUAGGUCAACCCUUUUGGCUCUCGAGUCCGCCUUUGAAGGCCUUGUACAUAGUUCCCUAUGCGAUAGGGACAAUUGUUUUUGCUUAGUGAACAUUGAUACAAUUCAUCUUCUCUUUUGACA
Molecule: messenger RNA, 1586 nt
Organism: Syzygium oleosum
Lineage: Eukaryota; Viridiplantae; Streptophyta; Magnoliopsida; Myrtales; Myrtaceae
Product: calcineurin B-like protein 10
Exons: 9
Coding region: 107-925 (272 amino acids)
Biological process (GO): calcium-mediated signaling
Molecular function (GO): kinase binding; calcium ion binding
Source: RefSeq, a predicted model, not a curated record